AUGCGCAAUGCUUUGUCUCCGCUGCUGGUGUUUAUGGCUGCAGAACUAGACCUUACAACGUCUCAAAAAGGAAAUCUGUUGUCGGCCAUCGCCGCAGGAUACUUCUUUACCCAGGUCCCAGGCGGCGUUUUAGCUGAUUGGCUUGGUGCGAAAAAUGUGAUGACGGCAGCUCUAACCCUGAGCGCUUUAUGCUGUUUAUUACUUCCUGUGGUUGUGGAUUCCCUGGGCUUGUCAGGCUUGUGGGGCGUGAUGGCUGUAAUGGGUGCCGUGCAGGGCCCGCUUUUCCCCACAAGCACAGUUUACCUCAGCAAGUGGAUGCCUAAAGCUGCACCAGGUGGAAGUGACGAGAAGGCUUGGGGUACCGGCAUGCUGGACAUUGGAACUUCCUUAGGAGCUCUGCUGGUCAUUCCUGCUGCGAACAGUUUGGCAGGAACGUUUGGGUGGCGUCUGGCGUACCAAAGCAUCGGUGCAGCCAGUCUCGGAUUUGUGGGCAUCUGGCAGGUUAUGGCGGCAGAGGAGCCGGGCAGGUGUUUCUACAUCUCCAAGACGGAGCUAGCUUUUCUGGAGGCAAAUGUGCCAAAGCAGAAGCCGAAGUCUAAAGAUCAGCAGCAGGAUCAAGACGGAUCUGGCCUUUUGGGCAUGCCUCUGGCUUUGGCAUUGCACCAGGGCCUUUGGGCUGUGUUUUUUGCGCACAUUGCGUUCAACUAUGGUGCGUACUACCUGACCAACUGGAGUCCCACCUACUACAGCGAAGUCCUGAACUUGACGCCGGCGCAGGCCAAGUACCACCUCAUGCUGCCCCACGUCACAAACCUGAUUUGCAAAUCUGUGAAUCCGCUGCUGGUUAGAGUAGUGGAAAGGAAUGGUGUCAGCCUGCUGUCAAUGCGACGCCUCUUCACCGUGUCUGGUUUUGUUCUGGCGGCUGCUUGCUUGCUGCCAGUCUAUCGCCUGCGGAAUCAUGACCCGUGGAUCUCCACGAUACUUUGCAGCAUGGCAAACGCCUGCUUCGGCCUAGCUCCAUGUGGGUUCAAGGCAAACUAUCUGGACAUAACUGAGAAGUACGUUGGGGUCAUCAGUGGAUAUGGAAACACACUGGGAACUGUUGGCUCGUGGGUCGGACCGCAGUUGGUGGCUUUCUUGUUACAUCGCUUCCAAAGCUGGGACGUAGUUUUGCUGUCCGUGGCCCUGGUGAACGUUGGUGCUGCGCUGAACUAUGUGCGAUGCUCCACGGUGACUCCGUUGGAAAGGUCACUGCAGACGCCGACAAAGAAGGCAGCAGACCCAAAGACCAAUUGA
This is a messenger RNA of Symbiodinium natans, 1296 nucleotides long. The record is from the annotation of a GenBank genome assembly. Lineage: Eukaryota; Dinophyceae; Suessiales; Symbiodiniaceae.